Molecule: messenger RNA, 10181 nt
Organism: Chiloscyllium plagiosum (whitespotted bambooshark)
Lineage: Eukaryota; Metazoa; Chordata; Chondrichthyes; Orectolobiformes; Hemiscylliidae
Gene: caskin2b
Product: CASK interacting protein 2b
Molecular function (GO): protein binding
Source: RefSeq, a predicted model, not a curated record
GAGUUUGGAGUGAAACUGGGAUUGAUCCCUGGGAUUGGGGGAAAGGGAGCUCUCUGGAGGUGAAAGGGUUAUAGGGAAAACCUCCCCCCAGAAGGAUGUGACCCUCCUGGGAGAGAGAGAGAGAGAUGUUGCUGGUAACCGGACGGUGAAAGUUGGCUGGCUCGGAUUUGUCCCGCCCGCCUGGGGAUUUUGUUCGUAUUCUCUGUCUCUGCCUGUGGCUGUGAGCCCGGGUUCCGGAUCCCACCGCUGCCGGCCCUCGGAUGGUGCUGUGGCCUGUGGUCUGUUAGACCAGGAGAGGAUGGGUUAAACACUUGCUCGUGAAGCGAACUCCGAGAGAGGAGCAGCGAGUCAGACACUGGCACAGGGAGCAAUAUUGAUCAACACAGAGCCAGCGUUCAAACAUCUGCGAUUGACCUGGAACUGACCGGGAAGCGGGAAAACUGACUGGAAACAAAAUUGAUCAGUUUCACUUUGAAGGAACUUUGCGAAUGUACGCCAGUUGCCUGGGAAUCUCUCUCCCACCCCCCCCCCCCCCCCCUCUCAGUUCCCUGCCCAGGAAAAGACCGUAUUGAUACUGUGGUAAUUCUGGCUGGGUGAAACAAUAUAACGAGAAUGAAGGAGUGAUACAGGGACUGUGCGGUUUCCCAUGGCUGAAUUGUAACAUCGACGUAGGAUUUAAAUAUGGGCAGAGAACAGGAGCUGGUACAAGCGGUAAAAAACGGCGAUGUGUCCUCGACACAGAAGUUACUGGCCAAGAUCAAGGCUACAAAAAGCAAGCUGCUGGGCUCCACAAAGCGGUUGAACGUUAAUUACCAGGAUUCCGAUGGAUUCUCAGCUUUGCACCAUGCUGCCCUUAGUGGGAGCACUGAGCUCAUUUCAUUGCUGCUCGAAGCCCAGGCCAUGGUGGAUAUCAAGGACAGCAAUGGGAUGAGGCCAUUACACUAUGCAGCAUGGCAGGGAAAGCUGGAACCCGUGCGAUUGCUCCUCCGAGCUGGAGCUGUGGUAAAUGUUGCCUCGCAGGACGGUCAGAUCCCAUUGCACCUUGCAGCACAGUAUGGACACUAUGACGUGUCCGAGAUGCUCCUACAGCACCAGUCCAACCCAUGCAUCGUAAAUAAGGCCAAGAAGACACCGUUGGAUCUCGCGUGUGAGUUUGGCAGACUGAAGGUUGCACAGCUUCUGUUGAACAGUAACAUGUGUGUUGCCUUACUGGAGGGUCAAUCCAAAGACAGCGCUGAUGCCAACUUCACCACCCCACUGCAUCUGGCCGCCAAGAAUGGGCACAAAGACAUUAUCAGGUUAUUAAUCAAGGCCGGCAUUGAUGCAAACAAAGUGGCUAAAACAGGGACAGCUCUACACGAGGCAGCGCUGUGUGGCAAGACGGAGGUGGUCCGCUUGCUCCUUGACGCUGGCAUUGACGUCAACAUCAGGAACACUUACAACCAAACAGCCUUGGACAUCGUCAAUCAGUUCACCACCUCUCAAGCCAGCAAAGAAAUCAAGCAGCUACUACGAGAGGCCUCUGGAAUCCUGCAAGUCCGAGCCCUUAAGGAUUACUGGAAUGUUCACGACCCCACUUCACUCAAUAUUAGGGCUGGUGAUGUUAUUAUGGUCCUGGAACAACACGCUGAUGGCCGCUGGAAGGGACACAUUCAUGACAGCCAGAAAGGCACGGACCGUGUUGGCUACUUCCCCCCAUCCAUUGUUGAGGUGAUCAGCAGGAGAUCAGGCACCCUCACUCGCCAUGCCUCAGUGCCUCCCCAUCAGCGCCAGGGCUUCUCCAAGAGCCAGCAGAAUUCCUUGACCACGUCACAAACAGACGAUGCUUACCAGCUCUACCAACAGAUGUACUCGCAGACACUGCCCGCCCAUCGCACCUUCAACCAUCCUAGUUACAGCCGCAACAAUCACAACACAGAGAAUAACGAGAUGUGUGCAGGUGACAGGAACAGUGUGGGCAGUACCGGCAGUGUGGGCAGCAUUCGGAGUGCUGGUAGUGGGCAAAGUACAGAGAGUGGUAAUGGACACACCGCUACCAUAGGCUUGGAGAAUGGCAAGGCUAUGCCCCCUGGUGGGGAUCAGGCACAUCAGCAGGUCUGCAGGGGCACAGAGAACAGUGGCAAACAGCUUGACCAGCCUGCAGGAGUGCCAAGACAUCAAAACGUCUCGAGCUAUAAGUCUGGUGAGCAAGGUUACUCACAGCAGUUUAUUCACCCUGAUCAAUUCCUGCAAGGCAAGGAUGCUGAAGCUAUCUUUAACUGGCUGAGUGAAUUCCAGCUUCAACAUUACACGGCCAACUUCAUCAACGCUGGCUAUGAUGUGCCAACAAUCAGCCGCAUGACCCCUGAGGACUUGACAGCAAUCGGUGUGACUAAACCUGGACACAGGAAGAAGAUUUCCACGGAGAUUGGCAAACUGAGCAUUCCGGAAUGGCUUCCUGAUUACAGACCGGCAGACCUGUUUGAGUGGCUCAGUGCUAUCGGCUUGCCCCAGUACCACAAGAAGCUCGUCGAUAAUGGCUACGACAGCAUCAACUUCAUCAGUGAGAUCACCUGGGAGGAUCUGCAAGAAAUCGGCAUCACACAGUUGGGACAUCAGAAGAAGAUGAUGAUUGCCGUGAAGAAACUUGUGGAUGUGCAGAAGGCGUUAAACCAGGCGGAAGUGGAGGCCAAAACUGCUACGCUGAGGCGCAAGGCUCCAGCUGCAUUGGAGAUUGUUACCAUUGAGGCGUUACAAGGGGAGAAUGGAGAAUGUCAGUCUCCUCAAACGCCAAAGAUGCUCACCUUCCAGGACAGCGAGUUGAGCCAUGAGCUGCAGUCUGCCAUGUCCAACCCUUGCUACAACUGUCAGGACGGCCUGGCAAUGAAGCAGGCGGGAGCCAUCUCCCGGAGUCAGGAGAGCAUCGGGAUUCGCUCCCGAGGGUCUGGUCACUCCCAGGACAACGUGCUGGGCAAGACCAAGACUGACAGCAAGUCACAGGAAAGCCUGGGCAGUGGGGAUGGCAGCAGCAGCAGCGGCAGCAGUGGGAAGACCACCUCGUUACCUGGCCCUCGGGACGGGGCACCCGUUCACGUUCUGGCACCGCACCAGGAGGUUGCCAACGGUUUGGGCCCUGCCCAGGGAGGCAGUCCCAGUAAGGAGAGGAAUGUCCCAGAUGGGCGCGACCAUUACCAGAGACCCGUGGCACAGAAAGCUGCUCCGGUAGCAAACCCAGUGAAGAUGUUGCCUUCCCAGUACCCACUCCAUCCGCCCCCAAACCUCAUCCCUCCUCACACCCCAAGCAAGGGCAAGACAGUGCCAGCCUUAAUCUACCCACAGCUACCUGUUAAAAAACCGUUCUCCUCAGCAACAGAGCCCACCAAACAACAACACUCGAAGCUCACCUCCCAAGUGCCAGGGAACCAGGGCUUUGCCUACCUGCACCCACAUUGUGGGCUCACCAAUGGAGUUAGUCCAGAGAAUGGGCCUCGCCUGAACCCUGUGGCACUCCCGGGCGCUGUGCCGAUUAUCCGCUGCCCAGUGCCAGGCCAAGAGCCAAACAGUGAUGCGUUCAAACCGAAGAAACGUUCCCAGAGCCUGAACCGUUACGCCAUGUCGGAUGGAGAGCCGGAGGAGGACGAUGUGGGCACGGGGGCUGUCAGUACGUACGCCACCCUCACGCGGCGCCCGGGCCGCAACCAAUGGCCAAGAGUGGCGGAUAAGAACGUCAACCGCAGCCAGUCGUUUGCCCUCCGUGGGAAGAAGAAAGGGCCUCCCCCUGCUCCACCCAAACGCCUGAGCUCUGUAUCCAGCUGCCAGGGUCAGGAAGCUGAGCGGGAGCACCCCCCUGACUCUGCCAUGGUCACCCAGAACGCCCCUGACCUGGUCGAUGGGCUCCCUGUCAAACAGGAAGCUGGUGAAGAGCUGGCAAACGGUGGCACUGGCAGUGUCCGGAGUCUCGCUGCCAAAUUGGAGAUGAACAGCUCCCCUGGUGGUCAACCCAAAGCCAUGGCCUUGCUGAAGCUGUCCAGACUGGAGAAGUGGGAGAACCUGGACAGCAUUCCCAAGACCCCUGACCAUUGCGGAGGCAGCUCCGUGCUGAGUAAGGAGGUGAUGAGGUCCCACGAGAAAGUGAGGGACUCCACUAACAGACGACGUACAGUCAGUGAGCCGGGAGUCAGCCUCGAACCGGCUGUGAUCACCCAGACCUCCCAACCUGACAGGGAGGAGCCAAAGUCAGACGCUGAGGAUGAGGCCAAAAUGAUGAGAGGAGAUCUCGAGACCUCAUCGUCCUCUCAAAACAGCUCGAGCGAGUGCAUUCCUUUCGCAGAGGAGGGCAUUUUGACCAUCAAGCAAAGGCCAAAGAUCAACAGUGGGGUCAAAGAGGAGGGAAAUGGGGCCUCUGCUGGCCCUACCGAUGCUGUAACUGUAAUGGCCGGAGACACCGGGGAGGGGAGUCAGGCUCCCGAGGGCAAUGGGACAGCUCCGAUAAUGGGCUCAGCCGCCAAGCAGCCAGAGCUUCCUGAAUUCAACCUGACUGAGUCCGACACGGUCAAACGGCGGCACAAGCCCAAAGAGAAGGAGCUGAUGCAAGCUCCCGUCGCUGUCCCGCAGCCCCACGUGCUGAUGCAGGGACCGCGGUAUGCAGACGCCCAGGCUGUAAACAUUGUAGACUGUAGGCCCCAGGCCAAGCCCCACAGCAAAUCUGACUUGGACGACGAUGCCUGCGUGGAGUUCAGAAUCGCUGAGAUCGAGCGGAGUCUGCAGUCUUUAGAGAAAGGGACCAAGAAGACGCUGAAGCCUCCGCUCUCCCCUAAACCAGCCCUCUCCUAUCUCCAACAGACACCCAAACAGACAGGACCAGCCCCUGUUUCUACCAGGCCUUCUCUUCCCAAGGGACCAACAAAAGAGCUCAACCAAAAUCCGUCGCUGUUAUCCACGUCACCAGUGUCCCCAAAGUCCACGACAGCACGAGGCCUGCCAUUCAGUAGGCCCACAGGGAGCAGGCUUCCACAGGCUGGGGGGAACCUUGUCACUACCGCAACUCCCAUACAGCAACUGGGGCCUGCACGGACCACGAAUCCAGCUACCGGGAAGGCAGCGUUGACGGCAGGAGUACUUACAAAACCCACAGCAGAAGCUCCAUUAGCUUCCCUGGUUCAUCAACGACUAGAACAGACAAGCAGCUCACUGGAGGCAGCUCUCCAUGCAGUGGAGCAGAAACUGACUCACAAAGACAGUGGCAAUGAUGUCUCGGUUUCGGUGGAGUCCGCUGGUAAUAUUUUGGACGACAUCGGGAGUAUGUUCGACGACCUGGCCGAUCAGUUGGACGCCAUGUUGGACUGAGCCCCGACGUGCCCGAUGUUGUCCUGUUGGCUGCCGGCGGGACAGGCCGCCCCACCCCACCCAUGCCCCACCCCCUCCUCGUGCACGUGCACGCGCGCGCGCGCGGCUUCCAGGCCGUGGGGUAACCAUGGUGACUGCCGGAAGCUGCCUGUCCAGGCGGGCGUUUCGUGCCCCUAUGAGGCUGUUCCGGUGACGGAAGAUCUUUGCUGCGUCCAUGUUGUCCACACGCCUGGGGGGGGGCUUUCAAAGCUGCACUCGGUGUAUGGAUCCCGGCUGAGUCAGUGAGAGAGAGACCGGAAUUCUAUUGCGGUUUUGUUUUUUAUUCAUACUUUGUGUGUACAUAUAUAUAUACCUGCCCCCUGUCAAGUUUCUGCUGCGAUAAGCACUUAAAAUGAGUUGAAGCAGAAGAUGUCAACCUGGGGAACACCCUUCCUCCCCCCCCAAAAAAAAAGCAAAGUGAGGAUUCGAUCUUCCUCAGACCGGGCAAUGGCCCCUAAAUCACUGUGGGUGAGGAGCCGUCACAGCCGUUCAGCCUGUUCAUGGUGAAUGACAGCAGCUAAAAUCCAACCCAGCACUUGCACCUUCAUCCCAGUACCUGAAGUAACCGGCCCCCCAUUACUUACCGUUGUCUCACAAAGUUACGAAAGCCACUUCACUUCAGCCUAACGCUAAACUGGUUAAAAGCCCCUGGCAGCCAGGGAAUGAUACCUGACCUGCUGCGAUUUCCAGUAUUUUGUUUUGUUUCCAGUACAGAUUCUCCAGUGAUUUGUUUCUGACUUCAGUGCUUUGGGAGCUCAGGGGGUUUGGUUUGUGUCCGUCGGCCGAAGUUGUCCCAAACCUCCCCCUGGUCUGUUGCCCCCGGUCACUGAGUGUAUGUGGCCAGUUUCCCACCCCUGAGGGAGGUGCCCUGAAUCGAUGUGGUGCUUGGAUCAGCCCUGAGCUAGGCUUCAGACACACCGUGUUAAACUGGAAUGGAGGGGACGAGUCCCUGACAAGGGAACAGCCUGGUGGAGAACACUGUAUUCCGGGUCUGAGACACGGAAUGAUUCCCAUUCCAGUCGAGACCACCACUGUCAGCUGCUGCCAUUCCAAGGAAGGAGAGCUGCAUCUCUGUGUGAAUAUCUAAUCCACAGCUCAGUAUCUCGACAGCGAUUUACAGAAGGACAGUCUGGGAACAUACAGAGAGAAGAAUAUUUUUCUGCACAAACUGUGAUGAGGUGAAAAGCAGCUUAAGUUAAUGACACCUGUAGCUCACUGCUGCUGGAGGUCGUGAUGUAUUGGCCUUUUCUGGAAUCUGUAAGGUGUGAACGUGUUUGUGUAGAGGACAUGGCUGUAUGUGAGCACAUUUAGCACAUGUGGGUAUGUUGCAUAUGUCUGUCUGUAGCACAUGUGCAUAAACAUGUAGCACAUGUAUCUCAUGUCUGAGAGUAUGUGGAGCAUGUAUGUUUGUGUAUAGUGCAUUCCGUGUGUACACAUGUAGCAUGUAUGAGUAGCACAUGUAUGCUUGUGAGCACAUGGAGCAUGUUUGUGUGAGAGUAGCAUAUGCCUGUGUACACAUGUGGUAUGUAUGUAUGUAUUCGCACAUGCUGAUCACAGGCUAAUGUGGCAAAGAUAAUGUGUGGACCAUGUUGGGUCAGACUUGGUGGGAACAGUUCCUGAGAUACCACCCUUGUCUCUAAUGGUAAGAAGUUCCAAUUCCUGGGCUGUUUUGGAACAAUCAAUUGUCAAGCUACCUUCUUUCAGUUAUCUAAUUGUCAGCUCCUCUCCUGAUAGAUCCACUGGGUCACAUCCUCAGCCGACUGGUGUAAAAACUCAUCUGGUCCAUUCCUAUCCUUUCAGGAAGGAUAGCUGUCAUCUCUCCUGCAGCAAUAUUAUUGAGCUUUAAUCAUUAGGAAAUAGCAAUAAACUUCAAAGAGAGCUCUCCCAUCAGAGCGGGGCUUUGAGGUAUCAGAAUUGGAGUGAGACAGUUUCUAUACGUGCUUUCUGGUGUAGCAUUGCCACUGACUGUAGCCCAAACCAGUACAACCCAGCUCCCAGCUUCUCCACACCCACUGCAUCGGGCUUUGUUUGUUUUAUUGUGUUGUACUGUUUGUGCUUCACUUGAACUAUAGGUAAAAUGUGAGAUAGGAGACAGGUGUUUCAGCUACAGUGAGGUCACCCCCUCCGCAAACUCUCGCCCUAUUUUGGCUUCUACAGCAAAGUGGGUCUAACUAGGAUGAAACAUUAAUGGGGCAUUAUCAGCACAUUGGUCCCCUGCCUGACUCCCCUCUGAUGCCUUUUGUCAGACUUCCAUUUUUAUACCUCAGCCUCUGAAGGCCACACCAGUGCAAUGCUUUGCAGAGUGACAGUGACUUUCUGGGUGAUCUUCUGCAAAAGGAUUACUGUCACUCUGCCAUGUGUAACUUCUACACGUACUACAGAAAUCAUCCCCAAUGGAUUAUGGCCAUGCACCAACACACAUAAUAUUUAAGAUAACCGAGCUGUCAAUGUCUGGGCAUAAAUGUCCAGCUAAGAGGACAGAGCUCCUGAACAGGGCAGGCAUUUCUGCAUCAGUGAGUUCUCCUCAAUCAACUUCUCCCUCUGUACUUAGUGCAUUGCUGUGUCCAAUGGCCUAAUCACAACAAGCAGUUGAGACACUUGAGGGAUCUUGCGACACAUUGGUAGUGCCCCUGACUCUGAGCCAGGAGUCCCAGAGGUGUGUUGUAACAUCCCUGAAAAAUAUCUCCAUGUAAUACAGGGAGCCGACAGGCUGUCACAGUUGAGUGAUUCCUUCUGCAGUGCUCACACUGCUGUCUUGGAGGUUAAUGCAAAGGCCAACUCUGCAUGGACCUAGCUCCACAACACAACAGUGAGGUAGAUGAUCAAUCUCCUGGUCUUUCAAUUCAUUUGCCCAAUCUGUCCUCAUACCUAGAGCCAGGGAACAUUUUCCCAAUGUGCCCAUAACUGUGUCAAAACUGUCUGUUUUGUGGUUCCCAGUCAGAUAUCCAUCGUAGAGGUCACGGGACGUUCUGCAGCACGUGUGCACGGUGUAGUCUGCGUUUCCUUGGUGGAGCAAUCAUUGAAUUAAAGCGCUAACUGUCUUCAUUUGUCCCUUCUGGCCACACCCCAUUGUUCCAUAAAUCCAUACAUAGGUUUAUCACACUGAAUUCAGUCUAAAUCAAAUUAAUAACUUUGAAACAGCCUUAACUAAACUACGUCAAACCAGUAGUUACUAAUUCUUCGAAAACACCUUACACAGGAUGUCUCAAAGUGCUCAACAGUGAAGUUGUUUGUUUAAGUGUAGUCACUGUUAUCGGGAAGCACGGCAGCUAGUUUACGCACAGCAAGCUCCCACAAACAGCAUCGAGCUAUUGACCAGAUAUGCAAACCUUUGCAGUUUUUACAUUCCUUCGCUCAGAAAGCACACCGAUUGCACCCAGAAACCAGUCUGGGUACAGAAUCGCGCACAACGCCAGAAUGCAGUCACCAACCAUCACUGUGCCAUAUGCAAACUGGGGAUUUUUGUCCCACUUGUAAACAAGCAACAGCCUCAGUCAUUGGGCAGUAAGAAACCUUAGUAUUACUGACUGAAGCUUGCACUCAUCAGGACAUUUUGCAAGAAUACCAAUAAAGAGGAAAAUUGAUAUUUAUGUUGGAUGAGAGGACUGGUUGGCAUGUAGAUGUCGAUUGGUAGCAGGGAUGCUGUGGAUAAUGAACCAGUCUUUGUUUAGAUUUCAAACUAGGCAGGGUGAUUCUUAUUGGUCAGGGUAUUGCCCUGGAAAAGGAAUUAGUGACUGGCUGUCACCUAUUUUGUGGAGAUGUAACAGAUACAGUGUGUGGACAUUUUCUUUUCUGUCUGUAAUGAACAAGGCUCCAUGUAUUAAUAGAUGGAGCUUCCAAUGGCAACACCUCUACCAAUCAAGAGACCCACUUCACAACCAAUCAGCACUGUCCUCUCAUGGACUGUAAAUCUUAGUUUUGCCCUUGAAUUGGUAUUCUUGAGAAUUGUCCUGAGUACAAGAUGGCAAGCCUCACCAAAGGAUGUAUUGUUUCAGCAAUAAGCAAUAUUCUACAUAUUUUCAUGGUGAGAAACUGCAAGUUCCAUGCUAAGUAUUAUGUUUCCAUGGUGACGAUAGGAUCUACAAAGCAUGAACUGCAGGUUUCAUGAUGUAAAUACCUACUUGCUCCCAGCUUUGAGAAUAUAUAUAAAUAUAUAUAUUUUGAAACAUUUUCUUUCUUAUCUUUACAUAUGCACCAAGUACUCCCAUCAGAGAAUUAAUAGCAUUAGAGAAUGAAGUGAUGGGGGGGCUACACUGGAUUUAGGAGCAGAUGCAUUUCUUAUCUGCUGUGAGAGGAAUUCGAGAUGGUGUGCCCUGACAAGCACAGACUGCUCGUUGCCAGCAAAGUGAGAAAGUGCAAAAUGGGACGAUUAAAUUAAGAGAUUGUUUUUGAGCUUGAUCUUUGUACAUUACAACUUACUGACUUGUGUAUUAUCGAUGCAAAUGUGUUUAUUUGAAAUUUCUAACAUUGUGUGAUCAAGCUCUCUUUGGCUGAAACAUGGAUAUAUAAUGUAAGUUAUUGUUCAAGAUUGAGAAGUGAAACCAAUGGACCAGAGAGCAGUGGCUAGCUUCAUUUUUGGUUUGGAUUCAUUUUUGUUUGUUGUGCCCAUGGAUCACGCACAUUCACUGAACUCAGCUCUUUGCCUACUGAAUCAUGGGAUAUGAAGAUGUUAAUGAUGAUGGCAAAAAUGAUUCUACUGCUCUGAUAUGAGCAGAGCAAACCGAAAAAUACUGGACACUUGAAGAGAAGCAGAGAAACACUAUGAGAAAGUUGUAUUCAGUUUCAUGUAUAUCAGUGUAAAUAAAGAGUUUACAGUA